UGGAGAAAUGUAUUCGUGCUUUAGGAAAGCUAACAAUUGAGCUUGAGCAUUUUAUUGACGACUACAGUAAAACUUUGAAAGAAGAGUUUGCUGAUAAAGGAGUUUCAACUGCAAAGCUGAAUGAAUUUGUGUAUGAAAUAGAAAAACGCCUGCUUCCCCUGCAAUUGAACUUGAAUCUUUUGGGUGCCUUUCGCAUUAUUCGUCCAAAUGAAUUUAACUUCAAGACUUUCGAUGAGUUUUUUCAACAGCGACUUUCAAAAACAAAGCUACGUUAUCUCAAUCGAUAUAUCUACUGCUUCAUGUGUGAAUUGAAAGCUCGGCGAGAGAAUGGAGACUCAAAUGGAAAAUCAGGCUCAACUGAAUCCCCCAGCGAGGAGGCUCUCUUUCUGCAACAGCAACGAAACCAACUUGUGGAUCGGUAUAUUCGCGAAUCCAAGUUACUUGGUCUUAGUUUGAAGCACCAUGACCAGUUAAGCAUCCACAAUCUAAUCAACGACAAGCUGAUCCAGGAGCAGCAAAACUUUGUCUCUACCGCUAACCAGGCGACAAGCAUCUUCCAGUCAAACAUAAUUUCACCUCAAUUCCUCGACUGUCUUCCUGAUCAUGUGAUAACGCAAAUUAACCACCACGACGCCAAUUCGGUUUUCAACUCCUUUAUGCGCUAUUGUCCGGAUCAGAAUUUGCGAAAAGACUUUUGGCUGUCUUAUUACUCCAGAGCGGCACCUUAUCUUGGCUCAACUAUGAACAACUUUUUGUCAAUUGAGAAAAUUCGCGAUAGCCGUUAUCGAAAAGCACGUCUUUUGGGCUACGACAAUUUUGCUCAAAUGGCCAAUGAUUUGCGUGGAGCCGGUGGCCCAACCAUGGCCGGCAGCGUGGAGAAUGUCCGUGCUUUCAUCAAUGGCCUUGGAAUGCGUACCGAUACUCGAUUUGAGAAAAAUAUUAAAGAACUGACCGAAUUCGCAACCAGUGGAGCCCAGCGUCAAAGUUUAAGCAAGCAGCCGGCAAAUGCAAAUAACUUGGUGGAAAAGUUGAACCUGUGGGAUUUGAAGUACUUUGAGCGACUGUUCCUUCGUGAAAUGUACCACAUUGAUUCGCGUGAUGUUCGUGCUCAUUUCCCACUGGAGCGUGUGGUGACCGGUAUGCUGGAGUUUGCUGAAAAUCUAUUCGGAAUUAAAAUUGUCGAAAUCAAGAACGAGAAGAACACUUGGGGACCGAAUGUGCGUCACUUUAAAGUGUUUGGCAAUAGCGCCAAGUCAACAGCUGAAUAUGGCUCCUUUUACUUUGAUCCUUAUCAGCGAGAGUCUCGCAUCUUGAUGCCCAUCUCUCGGUCAGAGGCUUUGCACACCAAACCAAUUGUCUUCUUUCUUAUGAACUUCACCGCUGGCACUGGAAGCAUUUUCGACCAGUACGACAGCCAAAUGCUGGCAACAGGAAAGGAGCUGCUUAACUUUGGCCAAGUGAUUGAUCUGUUUGGAAAG
Molecule: messenger RNA, 1478 nt
Organism: Rhagoletis zephyria (snowberry fruit fly)
Lineage: Eukaryota; Metazoa; Arthropoda; Insecta; Diptera; Tephritidae
Source: RefSeq, a predicted model, not a curated record